AUUUUUUUACAUACAUCUUGGGGAGUAGGGGAGUGGUGGGUUAGUGGUUCCAAACUCAGGGUCGAUAAUCAAUGGGUUUCCAGUGUUGUUUGGGCGGAACAACCUUAAAUGCUCUCAAGUUUGCCGCAAUUCCCUCUUCUUCUUCUUCUUCUCGCUUAGUUUUCAGGUCACUCUCCAAAACCUUCUUCCUCUAUCCACAUUACAGUCCUCAAAGACCUUCCUUUUCUUUACCCAUUAGAGCUUUCUCAACUUCCACUGUUCAAGCCACAAAAGCAACGCAAAAUCCCACAGAUGAAAAGGUUGUAAAACCUCAAUGGAAAGCUGCAAUUGACUUCAAAUGGAUAAGGGAUAACAAGGAUGUUGUCGCUGUCAACAUAAGAAACAGAAACUCCAAUGCAAAUUUGGAGCUUGUACUCCACCUGUAUGACAAAAUGCUUACUCUUCAAAAGGAAGUUGAGAGGCUGCGUGGAGAGAGGAAUGUGGUGGCAAACAAGAUGAAAGGAAAGCUUGAACCAUCAGAGCGCCAGAAGCUGAUAGAACAAGGAAAGAAUCUGAAAGAAGAGCUUCUUAGCUUGGAAGAAGACCUGCUUAAACUCACAGACGAACUUCAGCAGGAAGCUCAAUGUAUACCGAAUUUGACCCAUCCAGAUGUUCCAAUAGGUGGGGAAGAUUGUGCAACCAUAAGAAAGAUGGUUGGUUCCCCGCGAGAGUUUAGCUUCCCUGUAAAGGAUCACCAACAACUCGGGAAAGACCUUGAUCUUCUUGAUUUUGAUGCUGCUUCAGUGGUCAGUGGAUCAAAGUUCUAUUAUCUGAAAAAUGAAGCAGUCAUGUUAGAAAUGGCGCUUAUUAAUUGGACACUAUCACAAGUUAUGAAAAGUGGCUUUACACCUUUAACAACCCCAGAACUUGUUAGGUCAUCUGUUGUUGAAAAAUGUGGUUUUCAACCCCGAGGAACAAACACACAGGUCUAUUCUAUUGAGGGUAGUGACCAGUGUCUCAUAGGCACUGCAGAGAUUCCAGUUGGGGGAAUUCAUAUGGACUCUAUUAUUUCAGAAUCAUUGCUACCCCUAAAGUAUGUAGCAUUCUCCCAUUGCUUCCGUACCGAGGCAGGUGCUGCUGGUGCUGCAACAAGGGGUCUGUAUCGAGUUCACCAGUUCAGUAAGGCAGAGAUGUUCAUCAUAUGCCGACCAGAUGAGAGUGAAAAGUAUCUUGAGGAGCUCAUCAGAAUCGAAGAAGACAUGUUCUCGUCACUUGGACUACAUUAUAAAAUCUUGGAUAUGGCUUCUGGUGAUUUAGGCGCUCCUGCUUACCGAAAAUAUGAUAUCGAGGCAUGGAUGCCUGGUUUAGAACGGUUCGGUGAGAUAUCGAGCGCAUCGAAUUGCACAGAUUAUCAAAGCCGUCGCCUUGGUAUCCGAUAUCGUCCCUCAGAGCCAUCAGCAGGGAACACUCCUAAAAAGGGGAAGAGUAACCUUGCUCCACCGCAAUUUGUUCACACGUUAAAUGCAACAGCCUGUGCUGUACCGCGAAUGCUUGUAUGCCUGCUUGAGAAUUACCAGCAAGAAGACGGGUCUGUCAUAAUCCCGCCUCCAUUGAGGCCAUUCAUGGGUGGUCUUGAGCUUAUUACUCCCAAAUCUAGAUAAGGGAAGGGAGACCUCAUUACUCUACUUGCAGUCAUAUGAGGAUACAUGCGCAUGUGUUGUUGCACAAUUAUUUUUGAGUAUAAUAAGGAUACAUAUGACGUAACACUUUUGUGUUAAAAAUAAACAAUUCAAAUGAGUGAUGAAUUCAUUUUAUCAAUUUAUUUAGGGAUCAUAUAAAAUUUAUCCA
Molecule: messenger RNA, 1827 nt
Organism: Cannabis sativa
Lineage: Eukaryota; Viridiplantae; Streptophyta; Magnoliopsida; Rosales; Cannabaceae
Product: serine--tRNA ligase, chloroplastic/mitochondrial
Exons: 10
Coding region: 72-1640 (522 amino acids)
Biological process (GO): mitochondrial seryl-tRNA aminoacylation
Cellular component (GO): mitochondrion
Molecular function (GO): tRNA binding; serine-tRNA ligase activity; ATP binding
Source: RefSeq, a predicted model, not a curated record